CGGGCGGGGCCUGCCCGUGACCCGGGCGCAGACGCCGGCUGGUGCAGCCGGAAGCUCAGUCGGCGGCGGUCGGGGGAACGGCGCUGCCCCCCGCGCUGCACAGGGGGGCGGGAGGCCGGCGGCCCCGCCAUCGCCAUGGGAGCGGAGCAGAGCGCGGAGGCCGAGAGCCGCCCGGGCGAGUCCAGCGCCUCAGCGUCUCCGUCACCAGCCAAGCAACGAGCAAAAAUGGACGACAUUGUGGUGGUAGCCCCAGGAACGCAAUCCUCCCGGAAUGUCAGCAAUGAUCCAGAUGUCAUAAAACUGCAGGAAAUUCCAACUUUCCAGCCCCUUUUGAAAGGACUCCUCAGUGGGCAGACCUCUCCGACCAACACCAAACUGGAAAAGCUGGAUCCCCAGCAGGUGCUGCAGCUGUGUCUCCGGUACCAAGAUCAUCUUCACCAGUGUGCAGAAGCAGUUGCCUUUGAUCAGAACGCGCUUGUGAAGCGGAUCAAGGAGAUGGACCUCUCUGUGGAAACUCUUUAUAGCUUCAUGCAGGAGCGCCAGAAGAAGUAUGCCAAGUAUGCGGAGCAGAUCCAGAAGGUCAAUGAGAUGUCUGCCAUCCUCCGCCGUAUACAGAUGGGCAUUGACCAGACGAUCCCUCUGAUGGAGCGGCUGAACAGCAUGCUGCCGGAGAGUGAGAGGCUGGAGCCCUUCAGCAUGAAACCUGACCGGGAGCUAAAGUCAUAGCUGACCCGGCAGGCUCCCCCUCCUCACCUUCCACACUCCAGCGUUCAGCACAGACGCGCUUCCAACGGGCUGGGCUGGCAGAUGUUUGAAGCGGACAGCAGCGCUGCUUGACUCUCUGCCAGGGCAUCGGAGGAAGAGCAGCGUCAGCUGCCAGAACUGCACAGCCAGGAAUCCAGGAGCUCCCUGGUCCCGUCAUCUGGAGAAGAUUUACCGUUCUUUCAUCUCCCUCCUCUUGCCCUCCUGUCUCCUUUACCACUACCACCGCCUGUGCCGAGACAUUUGUUUCCUUGCUGUGACUAGAUUGGGGUUUACAGAGGAGGAGUUUUCUUUGAUCAGAUUUUUUUUUUAAACUAGAAAAAUUCAAAGGGAUGCAGGGUGUGACAAACCCUCUAACGUAGUUUUUGUGCCACUGGGGUUUAGAUGAUUAGAUGGCUGGCAGGUAUUUCUGAGAACCCCUGGCCUUGGAAAUAUGUGUGUUUUAUAGGUGAAAGUGCGGGAGCCAGGAACUGGCUUAUUAAAAUCUGCCUAUUAUCAUAAUUAACAUGGUUUGCAUGGCAGGGUGUUGGCAUGUCCUCCUUGAGGCUCCUGUUUUUAUGGGCUCACUAAUUUAUGAGACUGUAAAGGAAUAACUGUUCCAGAUAUGUAUGUCUGUUAACGUUAAGCAAGCCUUAGUGUUCCUCUCCCCCUUGCCCUUGCAAUGUCCCUGUGCCCCAGCUGGUGGCAUUUCAUGUCCCUCACCUUGCACAGUGAUUCUGGCCGGCACUGGCACUGACCUGCUCACUUUGCAUCCCAAAGUUGGACAUGAGGUGUCUAUUUUUUUUUUUAAUGUUUAUCGGGACACUCCAGUUAUGUUGGUGCUGUCUUUUUCUACCAGAGGGAUGCAGAUGUUUCUUUGCCUUCAAGCGUAUGGAGUUAGAGGUGGGGGAGAUGCGAGAAAUCCUUUAGGUUUUCCUCUUGGCCUAGCUGCUGUCAUGCCAAGAGCUUGCCCGAGCGCAGUGUUUAAUGACUGAAACCACACGGCCCUUUGGGACUGCGCUCGGGGAACUGCUCCAAAGGCAACAGGAUGUUCUUGCCUUCUCCCAAGCCGAGGGCCCUGCUCGAAGGCAGGCAGCGUGUCCAUGCCACCCGGGCACUGGGCUGGCCUGUAGGAGAUGGGUUGGUUGCCAAGUCUGCUGCUGGUCUGCUGGCUGCAGGCGAUUUGCAGCACCUCCCCGAGCUUUGGUUUCUCCCUGUAUAAAAUGUGGGGAUAUUUUACACGCUGCUGUAAAAAUAUUUAUGGAUCUAGAAAUAGGGUUUAACAGCCUGUGUUGCCAUUGCACGGCAGCUCUUGUCCGCAGCAGAAAGAGCAUGAAACCAGAAGUGAGGAGCCCUUGGUUUGCUGGGUCAAGGGUAGGUUUCUGUUUAUUACAUCAGUUCUAGGAUGCUGUUGCUGGCGAGGAGGCUGAAUUGUGUCCAUGAACCCCAAAGGUUGUUGUCUGUCAGGAGUACAAUUCCAGUGGUGAGGACAGCCCUCUUUGAGAAAGUCAGUGUGAUAACCCAUCUUCCCGUACAGCACAAGGCUAGGUGACUUGCUUCAAUACCUCUUAGUACUCAAGAGUACUUAAUCAGCAAAAGAUUGUCUCCGAGCAUUUGGGAAUAAGAGCGCGGUAUAUUUUUGAUGAUAUUAGUUACUGCCUGGUGGCAGGAAGCAACAUGCCGUUCUCUUGUUGCAUUCCCAAAGGCCAUGUAGCCUAGAGUGAAUUUUUGUGAUGCAGACUGCAGCCAACUUAGAUGCUUAUCUGAACGAUAGCGGUGACUGGACCCAGGGCCUGCUGAAUGCUGUCUGAAAGCAGAGUCCCGUAGAAAUGAAACCACCUGGAAUGAUGCCAUGGGAAGAGCAAUUGACCGCUUGAGAGAUGGCAAGGAACUCCGCAGAUUUUUCUAGUAAUGGCAGCAGAGUGUUAUGUGGUUGUAUAUACAUAGGUGUAUACCAUACAUUGUACAGGAUAUAACAGGCUUCCAUCCUUGCUCAUGCAUCCUGCGGUAUUAUGCACUUGGUUUGUUAAAAGCUUACACGAGACUUAACAACCCAUGAAAACCUGCUUGUCAUGGCCAUGCCCGUGAGAGUCCUCAUUGUCCAUCACGGAAUAUGUCUCUGCCUCCUGCCAUCAGACACACCAGAAUAUUCAGACGCUUUAAAUAGCAGCUGCAGGCAUUUUUGUCCUCCUCAUCCAGAUGAUGCCGUCUGGAAGUUUAAAAUGUGCAACAUUCAGCCGUCUGCCAGACGGGAUCAUGAAUGUCCCACACCCAGGCGUGCUGGAAGCCUAUACUGGUGGGAAGAUCCUGAUAUUGGAUCUCGAGGCAGGGUCUAAGCUGCAGAUGCUCUCUCCUGUAAAGCUUCUAGACAUUUGGCCUCAUGCUAUUAAGUAUCAGAUCAAAGCAUUGCUCCUUGCGGUGCUAAUGAGGGCAAACGAAUAGUAUUCCUGUCUGAAAGCUGCAGGAGCAAGGGCUGCAAAUCAGUUCCUUCCUUAUUUGCUGUAAAACACCUAGACAUUGGGCUGAUAAUGGGAGAAAAUGCUUGUUCCUGUGAACACUGGCCUUUAAGCUUGUGGAUGUGCCGCUGGGCCUCCCAGCUGGAGCUUUCUGACCAGCAAGGGUAGCUUGUGAAAAACUUAAUAGCUUUACUAGAAGGAAAUUGGAGCUGAAAUGGGAAGGCUGACCUCUUCGAAGGCAUGCAGGCCACUACCUUCAUUGCACGCAGGAUAAGGUCUUGUAUGGGUACUGAAGAUACCGUGCACCCUCUAACUGUUCUCAAACGAUGGUUUACAGUUUUAUUUAAAACAUUUUCACUGGCUUCAUUAACUGUAAGUCUUUGGAUCUCUUGCUGAGGGGAAGGCAUUUCCUGCCACAUAUUCUUGAGCUGCUGUUUGCUGCUUGGCUGCUCCUCGUUCGCUUUGCUUUGCACACUGCUCUCGGUUUCAUCUUGGAUUGCAGGUGAUGUCCAAGGUGAGACUGUUGCUUUAGUCCCUUUCACGCUGUUUAGCCGGAGAUUUGAGAUGUGACUGGAAUUACCUUUCUGCUUACGAAUUUCCUUUUCCAAGCCAAAUGCUGUCGAAGGCGGCCUCAGGUAUCUCUUAUGAAUGUACCAGCCAUUACUUCUACUGCAAAGGGGGUAGCAUGUUAGUGCUAUGAACAGAAAAUAAUCUGGUGUGCUCCACUGAAAAA
Messenger RNA from Grus americana (Whooping crane), 3930 nucleotides. It is a transcript of the gene BORCS5, whose product is annotated as BLOC-1 related complex subunit 5. Gene Ontology annotation, cellular component: synaptic vesicle membrane; cytoplasmic side of lysosomal membrane; BORC complex. Bases 136 to 726 code for a protein of 196 amino acids. The transcript has 4 exons. Gene Ontology annotation, biological process: organelle transport along microtubule; lysosome localization; positive regulation of anterograde synaptic vesicle transport. The record is from RefSeq and is a predicted model, not a curated record. Lineage: Eukaryota; Metazoa; Chordata; Aves; Gruiformes; Gruidae.